GUUAUUUUUCUUUUCUGCGCCCGCUGGCCGCCAACACAUUACCGCCCCUCUCUCUCAUUCCUCGUUCAUUUCUCUCCUUCGACUUCAGUUACUUGAACGAUCAAGAUGAAAUACAGCCGUUGAUAUCAUUACAAGUAACAUUAAUUUACUCCAUAAGUAGCACCCACCAAAUCCUUUUCUCAUUUCUGACUCAUUCUCUGUGUGUGAUAAUUUUGGUAUUGAAAGUCUUCGAAAGAAUCAUAGCAUAGCACCACUACAUCGCUUUUUAAACGAGUACUGUUCUAAGUUCAUACUUCAACAGGCCCAGCAUUACCCGUUCAAAGAAAUCAUAACUUGUACGUUUUCACCUCUCUCCAUGUUACACCUCUUGAUUUUCUAUCACUAAUUUUCUUUUCUUUUAUUGGCUUUUUAAAACCUUAUUGGAUCUGUAGCUAAUUGAGUUUUGAGUUUGUUUCUUGCGAAUCAAUGUGUUUCGGGAGGAUCACCGGUUGAGCCAAAAAAAUAAAAAAGUUAAAGCGAAGAAAAAAAAAAAAAAAGAGGAGCUCGAAUUCUGGAGAAAAAUUCUGCUGCCAACUAGAAUUUGAAAUUUAUGCCAUUUUGCAGGAAAGAAAACAAAAAGAAAGAAAUCACGAAAAGAAAACUCGGUGGAAACAGCUCGUUUUUGGCUUCGAGUUUUAGCUUCAAUGGAAGCGAAGCACAUUUUCCCUUCCAUUUUUAUUAUGGGUUUGGCUUUAUUUCUCGUAAAUGCAGACCCAGUAGAGGAUAAGCGAGCUUUGCUUGAUUUUGUCAACAAUUUGCCUCACUCUCGAUCGCUCAACUGGAACGAAAGCUCGCCAGUUUGCAGCUACUGGACUGGAGUCACUUGCAGCAAAGAUGGGUCUCGUGUAAUAUCAGUUAGAUUGCCUGGUGUUGGAUUUCAGGGCCCUAUUCCACCAAACACUCUUGGUCGUCUCUCGGCGUUGCAGAUUUUGAGCCUUAGAUCCAAUCUUAUUAGCGGCCAUUUUCCCUAUGAUUUCUCUAAUCUGAAGAAUUUGUCUUUCCUUUAUCUUCAAUACAACAACCUAUCUGGGCCACUGCCUGCUGAUUUCUCUGUUUGGAAUAAUCUCACCAUUGUUAAUUUGUCCAACAAUAGAUUUGAUGGGAGUAUUCCUCGUUCCCUUUCUAACUUGACUCAUCUUGCAGUUUUGAAUCUCGCAAACAAUUCACUUUAUGGUGAGAUCCCUGAUUUUAAUUUGCCCAGUUUGCAACAGAUAAACUUGUCUAACAAUGAUCUCACUGGCAGUGUACCCAAGUCAUUUACAAGAUUCCCCAACUCUGUGUUUUCUGGUAACAAUAUUUCAUUUGAAACUUCUGCUUCUCGCGUUCCGCCUGUUCCUGCUCCUAGUAUGGCGCCUAAUCCGAAAUCCAAGAAUUCUAGAGAGCUUGGUGAAACAGCACUGCUAGGGAUUGUAAUUGCUGCAUGUGUUCUGGGGUUUGUGGCAUUUGCUUUCUUGAUACAUGUUUGUUGCUCAAGAAAGAAGGGAAGGAAUGAGUUCUCAGACAAGUUGCAGAAGGGAGAAAUGUCGCCUGAGAAAGUGGUUUCAAGGACUCAGGAUGCUAAUAAUAGAUUGGUUUUCUUUGAGGGAUGUAACUAUGCCUUUGAUUUGGAGGAUUUAUUGAGGGCUUCAGCUGAGGUAUUGGGAAAGGGUACAUUUGGUAUGGCUUAUAAAGCGAUACUGGAGGAUGCAACCGCAGUGGUGGUAAAGAGGUUGAAGGAAGUAAGCGUCGGGAAGCGGGAUUUUGAGCAACAGAUGGAGGUUGUUGGAAGUAUUAAGCACGAGAAUGUGGUUGAGCUUAGGGCUUACUACUAUUCCAAAGAUGAGAAGCUGAUGGUGUAUGAUUAUUACAGUCAGGGGAGUGUUUCUGCUAUGCUGCAUGGUAAAAGAGGGGGAGAACGGAUUUCCCUAGAUUGGGAUAACAGAAUGAAAAUUGCUUUAGGUGCAGCAAGAGGGAUGGCACGUAUCCAUGCAGAGAAUGGUGGGAAAUUUGUCCAUGGGAACAUCAAAUCAUCAAACAUAUUUCUCAACUCCAGAAGGUAUGGCUGUGUGUCUGAUAUUGGUUUGUCAACUAUAAUGAGCCCACUAGCCCCACCUAUAUCUCGUGCUGCUGGUUAUCGAGCCCCAGAAGUGACAGACACCAGGAAAGCAGCACAGCCUUCAGACAUCUACAGCUUUGGCGUGGUGUUACUUGAGCUUCUAACCGGAAAGUCCCCUAUUCAUACUACCGGCGGUGAUGAGAUUAUCCACUUGGUGAGGUGGGUUCAUUCAGUAGUUCGUGAGGAGUGGACAGCUGAAGUGUUUGAUGUGGAGCUAAUGAGAUGUCCAAAUAUUGAAGAAGAGAUGGUGGAGAUGUUGCAGAUAGCUUUGUCUUGUGUAGUGAGGAUGCCAGAUCAAAGACCUAAAAUGCCAGAAGUAGUGAAAAUGAUAGAAAAUGUCCGACGAGUGGACACCGAAAAUCGUCCAUCUUCUGAAAACAGAUCUGAAAGUUCUACACCUCCACCUCCGGCUUCUGACAGAGAAUCCUGACACCGCAAAAUUCAGGGGGGAAAAAAAAGCCAUUUGUCUAUGUUUUGUUUUUUUUUUUUUAAUCUUUUUUCCACCCAGACUGCUCAUUUAUUUUCAUCUCAAUCCGAGGAACAACUUUUCUUUU
Messenger RNA from Hevea brasiliensis (rubber tree), 2688 nucleotides. Its product is annotated as probable inactive receptor kinase At4g23740. Gene Ontology annotation, biological process: protein phosphorylation. Lineage: Eukaryota; Viridiplantae; Streptophyta; Magnoliopsida; Malpighiales; Euphorbiaceae. The record is from RefSeq and is a predicted model, not a curated record. The coding region runs from base 684 to 2564 and encodes 626 amino acids. The transcript has 3 exons. Gene Ontology annotation, molecular function: protein kinase activity; ATP binding; protein binding.